This is a messenger RNA of Brienomyrus brachyistius, 2025 nucleotides long. Its product is annotated as ion channel TACAN-like. Bases 439 to 1446 code for a protein of 335 amino acids. The record is from RefSeq and is a predicted model, not a curated record. Gene Ontology annotation, biological process: fat cell differentiation. The transcript is spliced from 13 exons. Gene Ontology annotation, cellular component: membrane. Lineage: Eukaryota; Metazoa; Chordata; Actinopteri; Osteoglossiformes; Mormyridae.
GGGACAGGGGGGGAGAUGCCCUUCAGUGAUUGGCCGAUCAAUCCCUAUUUUCUGAAAAUACCACCUUAAUAAACAUGUCGCUGGGAGAAUAGGCAAUGCGAAAAUUAGAAGGAUACCGGGAUACAUAGAUAGGUCUGGCUUUGUGGAGUUUUUGGGUGGAUGUGAAAUGUCACGGAAAGCGAGUAUUUUUGGGUUUUAUUUUAUGCGGUUUAUUGAGAAUUUUAGUACUAAGGAAAAGAUUAAAGACUGCCCAUGCGCCUUUGGCAUUUAUGUUUUUUUCAGUGCUGGUCGGACAUCAAAUACAAGCUGCUUUCGCUGUCAAAAUCAUCACCUGGCAGGCCAUUAGGUUUAUUCAGAAGCACAGUAGCUUAUAUUGAAAAAUGUCCCUUUGAAAUAUAAGAAAAAGUUGCAAUCCAUAAUCAUACGAAACAGCGAACAAUGUCGAGUCAUUCUGAAUGUCUCCAAGAGUGGAAGAGCCUGGAGACAGAGUAUCAGCAAGUGCAGGAGACCCACAGGUUGUACAAGGAGAAGCUGGAGGAGGUAUCCAGACUGCAGGAAGCGUGCUCCGUCUCCAUCGCCCGGCAAAGGAAAAAACUGAAAGAAAUAUCAUACCUGCUGACAAAGGGGGUGAAGUCAGAUGAUGCUGGUGAUAUAGACAAAAUCCAGGCAUUAAUAAAGGAAAGGUCAAAUGUCUUUUUUGAAAUGGAAGCCUUUCUGCCAAAGAAGAAUGGACUGUGUCUCAGUUUCGUCCUUGGCAAUGUAAAUGUCACUCUCCUGAACAAGCAGGCCAAGUUUGCCUAUAAGGAUGAGUAUGAGACCUUCAAGCUGUGCUUCACCAUCCUCAUUCUGCUCUUCGCCUUCACCUGCUGCUUCAUUGUCAGUAACAGAAUAGUGGAUGCCAUUUUAAAUUUCUUGCUGGUGUGGUACUACUGCAUUCUGACUGUCCGCGAGAGUGUCCUCAUCAGCAACGGGUCCAAGAUUAAGGGCUGGUGGGUGUUUCACCACUACAUCUCCGCCUUCCUGUCUGGGGUUAUACUGACCUGGCCAGACGGAAAUCUUUACCAGGUUUUUAGGAAGCAGUUCCUCGCCUACUCAUUAUAUCAAAGCUUUGUGCAGCUACUUCAGUACUACUACCAGAAUGGCUGCCUUUACCGGCUGCGGUCCCUGGGAGAGAGGCACACCAUGGACCUGACUGUAGAGGGCUUUCAGUCGUGGAUGUGGCGGGGGCUGGGCUUUCUCUUGCCCUUCCUGUUCUUCGGUCAUUUCUGGCAGCUGUACAACGGACUGUCCCUUUUUAGGAUGGCUCUUCUCCCAGAGUGUACAGAUUGGCAGGUCGCUGUGUGUGGCUCAACUUUCCUUGCUCUCUUCUCGGGGAACUUCUUAACCACGAUUGCUGUCGUCCACCACAAGUUUCAGACAAAGAACCAGGCAAAAGUAAAAAAGUAACGAGAGACAAAAAAAUGAGUCUGGAUGACCCUAAUCAUAUUAUAUUUGAUUCUUUAUUUAAUGUUUAAUUCUGUGCACUGUCCGCUAUGUAAAGCAAAAAUAAAGCGUUUUUGGCACUUUUGUAGCAGCCACAUUAUUGAAAUGCAGUUUGUAGUCAAACUGAAAGUUACAAGGGUGGUGCACACACAGUAAAGUACUGACAGGAAUAUAUGUACAAUAAUACUGUGCAAAUUAUGUUUAUCACCCUGCUAAUGUUAUUAACUAUGUAAUAACUGGCGUACACAAAAUAAAAAGCUGAAGGGCUGCCAGAGAAGAGCUCGGGCACCUGGAACGUGAUGCGUUCGUGUUUGCCUGGUGCAUGGAGAAAGGCUGAAAUGAAGGUGUGCUCGUCAGGGCCAGCAGAGCGCAAGGUGUGACGUCUGAGUGACAAGCCGAGUCUUGAGAACGGAAACCGUUCCAGAAACUCCAGUAUUUAGUGCCAAAUUAUGUUUUUUUGGCAGCGCCCAGGGCCCCAAUAAUCCUAGUGUUUCCAUUUUUGCCCAUAAGGGUGAAAUUAAGUGGAAGGUUUAAUUAUGUGAA